Molecule: messenger RNA, 2203 nt
Organism: Pecten maximus
Lineage: Eukaryota; Metazoa; Mollusca; Bivalvia; Pectinida; Pectinidae
Product: max-like protein X
Exons: 8
Coding region: 113-811 (232 amino acids)
Biological process (GO): regulation of transcription by RNA polymerase II
Cellular component (GO): nucleus
Molecular function (GO): DNA-binding transcription factor activity, RNA polymerase II-specific; RNA polymerase II cis-regulatory region sequence-specific DNA binding; protein dimerization activity
Source: RefSeq, a predicted model, not a curated record
AGUGUCGGUUAGAUGCUUAACGGAACAAGAGGAACAGAGUGUCUUAUUCAAACGUUUACUUGCAUGUGAUUUAGUGUAAUAAUCUUAGUCUGUUGAUAAACAACCUCUGAAAAUGGAUCGAACAUUUUCAGAGGAUGUAAAGCUGGAGACCAGCCCCACUGUUGGUAAACAAUUCACCUUCUCUAGAACAAGCAGUACUGGUUCUAUACCGGCAGGAUGUGCAUCAUCAGCUUCAUCAGCUCAUAACUCAGAUGAUGAAGACAGUGAUGAAAACAAGCCCACAUUGAGUUACAAAGACCGUCGGCGUGAGGCUCACACUCAUGCUGAACAAAAGCGUAGGGACCAAAUCAAGAAAGGAUACGAUGAGUUACAAAGCAUUGUCCCGACGUGUCAGCAGGCUGACAGUAUCGGAUCACAAAAACUCAGUAAAGCUACGGUCCUUCAGCGAUCCAUUGACUACAUCCAGUUUCUGGCCCAUCAGAAAACAAAACAGGAGGAUGAGCUCGACUCCCUCAGGAAGGAGGUCAUGGCGCUUAAAAUCAUGAAGGCAAACUACGAACACAUUGUGAAAACCCACCAAAACACACCGGUGCAUGGCCAGAACCUGGUGUCAGAUGAGGUCAAGUUUCAGGUGUUCCAAGGUAUCAUGGACACCCUUUUCCAGUCUUUUAAUGCGACCAUCUCUGUGGCCAACUUUGCUGAGCUGUCUGCCUGUGCCUUCAGCUGGCUGGAGGAGUAUUGUAAACCUCAGUCUCUGCGAGAAGUUGUUCUGGGUAUUCUGCGGCAGCUGAAUAACCAAAUUAAUCAAUAAGAAGGCGGUGUUUAUACAGAGGACAGAUUCCAACAUUACACAAACAGGGAAGGAACAUACAUCUUUAUAAUGACUAUCAAAUAGCUGCGGAAAGAAGUAACAUUUUGAACUGUAUAUAAAAUAUACCCCCAUCUAUCUGAUGGCUUUUAUGAAGAGGGACUUGACAAUGUGGAGUGGGACCCAGAUACAAUAUGAAUUGUUAUGUAUUAUAAUGCUAGAUAUCAAUUAGUAUACGUAUACAUACUUGUAUACUCUACUCCUUUCCUUUUGUGUAUUGGAAUAAAGUAAUUGUAUAAAGCCAUGAUUAUAUAUGAUAUACUUAAUAAACAUAUUGAUUUGUUUACAUCAUCAUACUUAGAAAAUCAACCUUAUAAAUUAAAGUAUUUAAAUAUAGAUAGUAGUUUUGGAUAGAUCAUGUAGGGUUUGUUUAAAACAGGAAUGACAAGAAUUCGGACAUGGCAAUGGAGAUUGGAUAUUUUUAAUCAGGGUGGAAGUUGUAAAAUUUUUAAUAAAUCUUAUUACUGUGUUUAAUACCUGGUUAAUUAUGAAUACAUAUUUAUGAACGUAUACAAUUGUGAAUACAUGCUGUUUGAUUAUAAAGGCAUAUUUUAGAUUAGUAAAUAUAAUAAGGAAUAAUUUACCGACCAUUACUGUUACCAAAUUGUUUGAUGUUACAUAUAGAAGCAGGUCAUAUAUUCAUAGUUUCACAGCUAUAUUUAUCAAUAAAGAAUAUCAACAAUCAAAACUUUAUAUUAAUGCAAGAAAAUUUACUUUUAAUACUUCUACACCACCAAAUUGUCUAAAGUAAACGGAUAAAUAAAAGUGAACAACAUCAGUCUCGUUUCCAAAAUGUAGUCUUACUUAGAUGAUUUCAAUUCAAUUUCAUUAUAGAUUAUUUUCAAAUGUGAUUUCUGUCUGAGUCAAAAAAAUCAUUUUUUAAUUGGAUUUCCUUUCAAGUUUUUAGUUACAAAAUCAUUUCCAUUUUGUUCUUACAGAAAUUUUCAAACAGAUCACGUUAAUUAGUCUUUUUUUCUAGUUAUUCAUAAAGCUUUUGUUUUGUUUUGUAAAUCAUAAUCCUUGUGUCAUAUGGUCUUUAAAAUGUAGAAAACAUAUUUCUAAAAAUAAAUGUAUGCAGGAUUAUUUUAUUGCAGAGUAACUUUAAGGAUCAUCACCCUCGCUCCAUUUUCCUUCUUUUAAAAGUGAAUGCAAAAUUUGUGUCCAUAUUUUAAAUUUUAAAUUACAUCACUUUCCCCCCCAAAAAAAAUUGUUGUGGGGUGCUGGUUUAAUUUAGAUCCAUUCUGUUAAAAUUCGGUUUUGAUAUUUUUUAUUUGACCACAUGUGGUACGUAUUUCAACCUUUUUGUUUAAUGAUUAAAACAUUGAUAUAAUUGGA